CCAUAUCUCUUGCCAUUCCCUUUCUCAGUCCACAAGACAGCAGUCCACGAGAGCACGCCGCCGCCGCUGGUCCCGAUUCCGAUCCGGCCGGUGCGGCCACUUCGCCUCCGCCCCGUCCCACACCACCGGCCGCGCGCAUCGCGCCGCCUCCUCGCCGGCUUAUCCCAUCCGCCGCCUGCCAUCCUUGCCAAGAACUGCUGCCGUUGCGCUCGACAGCCACCAAUCCACCCUAGCCGCCCCCAUCCCUCCUCUCCGCUAUUCUCUGGACCAUCACCGCGGGAUCUGUACCGCCACCCCAUCGCCACAGGAGCUGGACUGCCUGCAGCCCCGCGGUUUCUCCUCGCAGAGGUGGUCCUGUACGUGCUCACACCCCCAAGCUGCCGGCGAAUUCAGUCUGUUUGUAUUUUAGAAAGAACUAGGCAAAUAGAAGAAAAUAGCAAGAAGCUAGCAAUUGUUCGUGAAAGACGAGAUGCACUUAGAGGUCAUAUGGAAGCAACCCAACCUCCUAACAAUAAAAGAAAGGCAUCCUCCAGAAUACCUGACAGUAGAAAUGAACAGCGUGUUUUAAGGUCUAGUGCAAGAAAAGAUGAUCUUGUAGAUUCUGGACAACAACCUUCGAAAGAGGUUAUUCAUGAGCUUGAUGGUAAUGGUAAUGGUGAAAAGAAAGGUGGAAGAAAAAUUACUCAGAAGUUAAACAUUUAUUCGAGGCAGCCUAAACCUAAAAUCAAAAUUCCAUUUAAUGAGCUUGGCCAGCCUUUUGGGGCAGAUGCAACUGAAUUUGCAAAUUUCAUUGGUACUUUGGUGAGGAAGCAUAUAUCACUUGCGAAGUUAGAUUGGAGAGAUGUUGAGCUGGAAGCACAGAAGUCAUUGGUGUGGGAUCACUUACAGGCUUUCUAUGAGCUGGACUCCACUGCUCUGAGCUAUGUUUAUAACACUUCACACACUAAAUGGAAGGAAUGGAAGGCUGAUUUAAAGAAGACAAAGUUUGAUCCUGAAUUGACUGAUGCACAACUUAUGAGAAGAUGUGAUGAGAGAAUUAGUAAACGUGAUUGGGCUACCCUUAUUGAAUAUUGGCGAUCUCCAGAAUUUGAUGCUCGCAGUGCAAGAGCGAAAGAGAAUCUUGCCAAGUCGACGGUGUCGCAUACAACUGGUAGCAAGAGUCAUGCCCAUGUUACCCAUGAAAUGGCUGAUGAACUUGGGUAUGCCCCUCGGAGAGAUGAAGUUUUCAUCAAAACACGUACACGCAAGAAUGGGGACCAUUUAUCACAGGCAGCGCCAAUAAUUAAACAACUCGUUGAAGCAGCCGAAAACCACCCUGAGUGGAAGGAAAAAAGUAUUCAGGAAGGUUACCUAUAUGCACGUGUUUGUGGAAUGAAGGAACCAAGGGGUCGUGUCCGUGUAUUAGGUAUGGGGCCAACACCAACGGAUGUGGGCACACCGGGUACACAGGUCCGAAUGACAACAAGGGUUCUUGUGGAAAUUGAAGCACGUCGACAAGCUGAACAACGCAUGGACUCGAUGCAGGAGCAGAUGCAACGAAUGCAGCAACAACUGAACCAAUUGAUUUCACAAGGAGGUCAUAUUGUGGCGACUCCUAGCUCUCAGCAUGGUUCUAAUUCUCGACUGAACUCAAGAGAACCUGAGGAACGUAAUGACGAUGAUGAAGACACCUAUAUGCAUAGAAGAGUUAUAAGGGUCCCCCAAAGUAGUUUCCCAAAUCACCAAGAUGAAAGCCUGAUUGGUAUGGAUGUGCUUCUGCUUGCUUGGAAUGGUCCUGAAACUCCUGUUGCUAAGGCGACGAUUAUCUCAAUCGCUGAAGACACUAUUUUUGGCGGGGAGCCCCUUGGGCCAGAGAAUUAUGAGGUGAUCGUCAAUGUUGCGAUUAGAAGGGAAUCUACGCUGCCUUUUCAGUAUGAUGGUUUACGAUACAUCAGCGAUGCUGUCAAGAUGUCCAUUGCAUGGCCAUCAAGCAAGAUGAAGCCCUACAAGACUGCUGCGGCAUUAUCCUCCACAUGUCACUAAGGACAAAGAACCAAGAAGCUGGCGGGCGAGAAACCAUGAAGUCGGGGUUUCUGUCAAAUGGAUAUUUUGUGUAAUGGAGCAAACAAUGAAUUAUUUUGUAAACUUGUAUGGUUUCUUGAACAUUGAACGAUGAUGUUUCCUUUAGUUUAUGAGAAUCUGAAUGGUAAUAAUGUUUCGAAGAUAUGAAUUAUUUAUGUGUGUCAAAA
Messenger RNA from Brachypodium distachyon (stiff brome), 2228 nucleotides. RefSeq lists its product as uncharacterized. The record is from RefSeq and is a predicted model, not a curated record. The coding region runs from base 487 to 2022 and encodes 511 amino acids. The transcript has 12 exons. Lineage: Eukaryota; Viridiplantae; Streptophyta; Magnoliopsida; Poales; Poaceae.